AUGCAGGAAAAUCCUGUAGUUAAUGGGAAUGUGGAGUGGAUGGAGCAAGAGGAGGAAGGAGAGGUGGUUGAUGGAAAAGUUGAUUGGAAAGGAAGAAAAGCUCUGAAACAAAAACAUGGGGGAAUGAAAGUUUCAUUGCUCAUGCUGGCCGCAUUUGGUUUCGAGAACAUGGCAACUCUAUCACUAGCAGUGAACUUGGUGUCAUACUUCAAUGUGAUCAUGCAUUAUGAACUAGCAGAUGCAGCUAACAUGGUCACUGAUUACAUGGGUGUUAGCUACAUACUCUCCAUUGCGGUGGCCGUUAUUGCUGACACUUGGAUUGGCAGAUACAAAUCCGUUCUUAUUUCAGGCUUCUUUGAGUCUUCGGGACUGGCAUUGCUUGCAAUACAGGCACACUUGGCUAGCCUGAAGCCACCACUUUGCAACGUGUUUGUGAAAGGUGCACAUUGUGAAAAGCUUAGUGGGAACAAUGAAGCAUUUCUCUUCAUUAGCCUUUACAUGUCGGCCUUUGGGAGUGGAGGUGUGAAAGCUUCCUUACCAUCACAUGGUGCUGAUCAGUUUGAUGAAAGAGACCCCAAAGAAGCAAUGCAAAUGUCUACCUUCUUCAACCUUCUCUUAUUUGCACUUUGCAUUGGUGGUGCUGUCAGUUUAACAUUAAAUGUUUGGAUAGAAGACCACAUAGGAUGGGACUGGGGCUUUGGCAUCUCCACCAUUUCUAUUGUUGUGGGCAUCAUGAUAUUUGCCGUUGGAUUGCCACUCUACCGAAUUCAUGUUGCACAUAGGACAAAUGCCAUCAUAGAGAUCAUACAGGUCUACGUUGCGGCAAUUCGCAACAGAAACCUUCCCCUACCUGCAAAUUCUGUAGAAUUAUACGAGAUUGAACAAGACAAAGAAGCUGCUGUGCAAAUAGAGCAUCUACCUCAUAGAGAUAUUUAUAGGUUCUUGGAUAGAGCAGCCAUCCAAAGAAACUCUGUUGUGCACCCUGUGAAUCCUGAGGCUUCAAACCCAUGGAGACUAUGCAGAGUUACACAAGUAGAGAAUGCCAAAAUCAUUUUAAGCAUGGUACCAAUAUUCUGCUGUACAAUUAUAAUGACCCUUUGUUUAGCACAGCUUCAAACCUUCUCUAUUCAGCAAGGCUCCACCAUGAACACUAGAAUCACCAAGCAUUUUAACAUCCCACCAGCAUCUCUACCAAUCAUCCCAGUUGUCUUCCUAAUCUUCAUAAUUCCUUUCUAUGAUCGCAUUUGUGUGUCUCUUCUAAGAAAAUUCACUGGUAUUCCAAGUGGCAUUACACACUUGCAACGCAUUGGAGUUGGCCUAAUACUCUCUUCCAUCUCUAUGGCAAUUGCAGCAAUCAUAGAGGUGAAAAGGAAAGGAGUUGCCAGAGACAACAACAUGCUUGAUGCCAUUCCAGUGGCUCAACCAUUGCCCUUGAGCAUAUUCUGGCUUUCUUUUCAGUACUUUGUAUUUGGCAUAGCUGACAUGUUCACCUAUGUGGGGCUUCUUGAGUUUUUCUAUUCAGAGGCACCAAAAGGACUUAAAUCUACAUCAACUUGCUUCCUAUGGUGCUCUAUGGCCCUUGGCUAUUUUCUAAGUUCUAUAUUGGUCAAAAUUGUGAAUAGAGCUACCAAGAAUAUUACUACAAGUGGAGGCUGGUUAGCAGGAAACAAUAUCAACAGAAACCAUCUGAAUUUGUUCUAUUUGCUCCUCGCCAUAUUGAGCUUGAUCAACUUCUUUGUCUAUUUGCUCGUUUCAAGGAGGUACAAUUACAGGCCUCAAGGCCCUACAGUUACAGGUGUCAAUUAA
Molecule: messenger RNA, 1806 nt
Organism: Abrus precatorius (Indian licorice)
Lineage: Eukaryota; Viridiplantae; Streptophyta; Magnoliopsida; Fabales; Fabaceae
Product: protein NRT1/ PTR FAMILY 4.5-like
Exons: 5
Coding region: 1-1806 (601 amino acids)
Biological process (GO): transmembrane transport
Cellular component (GO): membrane
Molecular function (GO): transmembrane transporter activity
Source: RefSeq, a predicted model, not a curated record